AUGUUUUCUCUCUUUUCUUUUACCCUCUUCUCAUUAUUACUUAUUAUCUCUCCUCUUCACGUCUCUUCUUUGCACUUUUCUGUUACAUCUUUCAAAUUCUCAUUUCUUUCAUUCUUUUAUUUUUCCAUGCUAUUAGACGAAAGAAGCUGUGUCGCUAAACGAAACAUGCCACUAUCUACUGAUUUUCAUUACCUUCCCUCAUCGUCUGCUCUUUUCACUAAGUUUCUCUCUCUUUCUUAUAUGUCUUCAUAUUUUUACAUUUUUCCUUCUCUUUUAACCGCUUUCAUAAUAUUUAUAGAUUCUCCUUUUCUUUUUAACCGCUCUCUUAAUGUUUAUGUUUCACUCAUUUUCCCUCUCUUUCUUAUAUAUCUUCCUAUCUUCCUUUUUACUUCUUUUUCUUUUGUGUCCCUCUCGCUGUCUGUACUUUUCCCUCAUAUCCACUCACUCUCACUCUCUCUUAUUCCUCUUCAUAUUUUAUAUUUUAUACUUUCUCUUUAUCUCAUUCUCACUCUCUGUACUUUUCGCUUUUUACUCAUAUUCUCACUUUCUCUUAUAAUUUACUUUUUCCCUUUACCUUUUGCCUCUCUCUCUCUUUGUCUGUAUUUUUCACUCUUACUCUCUCUCUCUUAUUUCACAUGA
Molecule: messenger RNA, 639 nt
Organism: Acanthosepion pharaonis
Lineage: Eukaryota; Metazoa; Mollusca; Cephalopoda; Sepiida; Sepiidae
Source: the annotation of a GenBank genome assembly